Messenger RNA from Octopus sinensis (East Asian common octopus), 1528 nucleotides. RefSeq names its product programmed cell death protein 2. The transcript has 4 exons. The record is from RefSeq and is a predicted model, not a curated record. Gene Ontology annotation, cellular component: nucleus; cytoplasm. Lineage: Eukaryota; Metazoa; Mollusca; Cephalopoda; Octopoda; Octopodidae. Bases 100 to 1494 code for a protein of 464 amino acids.
CGCGAGAAAGUUCCUCUCUCGGCGACGUCGGAUGGAAAGUGAAACCGGAGCCAUACCGGAAGUUGUUUUUAAUGAUGAUGGGAGACAACUUCCGGUAAGAUGGCGUGUGCCGAGUCUGAAAUGUGCGACAUCGAAGAUAAAAGGGAAGCGAAAGGCGCGGUGAACGACCUGAAUCAAGAACUGGACAAUCAGAUGGACGAUGACGACGGAGAGGAUUACGAAAACGUCGUGAAUCUAGGUUUCCUAGAAGAGACGGACCCUCGUUUACUGAGGAGUCACAUGUUUCCGAGCAAAGUCGGGGGUUGGCCCGCUUGGUUGUCCCUCUCGCCGCUGCCAACCCCCGAUCAGCUGCGCUGCCGCCUCUGCGCCGGUCCCUGUAUAUUCUUGCUACAGGCUUACGCCCCUAUCAACAGGCUUACCCGGGCUUUCCAUCGGACACUGUUCCUGUUCGUGUGUCGAAACGGAGCGUGCAAUCGGCGCAACUCGGCCGAAAACUUUCGCGUGUUCCGCGCCCAGCUGCCGCGCGUGAACCGCUUCUACAGCUGCGAACCCCCGCCGCUUCUCACCACGCGGCCGACCUCGUCACAGUCGACGGUGAAGCUCAAAGACACGAUCGCGUCCGCCAACACCUGCAGCACCAUCUCGAUUCCGAACAACGAAGACGAAGGCGAUGCCGAUGGAAACGUGGGCGGCGCCGCCGCCGAGGAGGAGGACGACAGCAUCGCUGUCGACCUCGCCUCCGACGAGGCGCCGUGUGCCGUCAUGUACCAGAGCGUGUGCGUGGUGUGUGGAGCCGCCGGGCCGAAGAGAUGCGGCGGUUGUCUGAACGUUACUUACUGUGGCAAACAGCACCAGGCGGUCGACUGGCAAUACGGUCACCGCAACGUUUGUAAAAACAGAUCGUCAAACACAAACACAGGUGGAGCAAGCAGGGACCAGCCAGGUGUACUGUUCAAGGAGUACGAACUGGUGACGGAGACGGAGGAGCUGGAGAGUGAUGCAAACGACAGCAGUGAGGAGGAUGAGAACAGUGGCGGGGUCGGUGUCGACGGCUCCUCUUCGAACACGGCUCUCAUCAAGGCGGGACCCGGUAAAGACAAGAAAAAGGGAAGCGGUGGUCACCUGAAGGACCUCGAAGCAUACGCCCGAAAGGAGACGUCCGACGACAAGGAGUUCCUCAAGUUUCGCCGCCGCAUUCGCCCCGACCCAGAACAGGUUGUCCGUUACCACUUGGGUGGUAACGUAUUGUGGGUGUCCAGUGAUAAUAAACCUAGUGAACACAGCAUUCCACCAUGUUCUUCUUGUGGUGCUCAACGCAUCUUUGAAUUUCAGGUGAUGCCACAACUGCUGACCCAUCUUGGUGUUGAUCUUUUGGACGACAGUCUUGACUGGGGAACACUGGCUGUGUAUACCUGUGCUGACAGCUGCGACAUUGGGGUGAAAUAUGUACAGGAGUUUCUAUGGAAACAGGACUAUUCCUCAAAAUGCUCUUGAAAUGAAAUAAAACAACUUAUUUUAAUGCUUUUAA